This is a messenger RNA of Monascus purpureus, 6618 nucleotides long. Lineage: Eukaryota; Fungi; Ascomycota; Eurotiomycetes; Eurotiales; Aspergillaceae. The record is from the annotation of a GenBank genome assembly.
AUGGCGGACCAAAACAACAUCUCGCAGUACAAGUAUUCUGCGAUGUCCAACCUGGUUCUCCAGGCGGACCGUCGUUUCAUUUCUCGCAUCGGCGAUGAGCCAACUGGAGACCCCGAGUCUCUCGCAGGCCGUAUUGGUGUUCGGGAUAUGGGAUCCAGGGUAUCUCGUGACGACGCGCCAAAGACGAAGAAAAAGGCCGUCGAGGUGGAACGAGGCGCGAUACGGGAGGGCGAGGACGUACUCGCUAGAGAACAAAGGAAGGUUCAACGCGGCCAACCAGCACAACGAGGGCAGGAUAUUCUGUCUGCUGCGGAUGCGCUCAUCGAGGGCCUUAGAUACCGUCCCCGAACGCCUGCCACCAGAGCUACCUACGAUCUUAUCCUCACACUGACCGCUAGCCAUCUUGGCGAUGUCCCUCACGAAGUUGUUCGCAGUGCUGCUGAUGCUGUUCUGGAAACGCUGAAGGAUGAGGAAAUGAAAGACUUCGAUAAAAAGAAGGAAGUUGACGACUUGUUGGGUAGCUCCAUGAGCCCAAAGGAAUUCAACGAACUUGUGAACCUUGGCAAGAAAAUUACAGACUACGAUGCGCAAGAUGAAGAUGAAGAGAUGGAACAGGGCCUAGACGGUGAAGCGGGCGCCGAAAUAGAUGAGCGACAAGGCGUAGCCGUCGUCUUCGAUGAGGAAGAUGAAGAUGAAGACCGCAUGGGAACCUUGGACGAGGUACGGGACGAAGAUGAGUUGACUGAAGAUGAAGAGGCAGACGAACAAGAUACCCUAGAAGCGGCGGAAGCCCAUGCAGAUAAAGAGGAUCUUCCAGCUGCCGAGGAAAUGAUAAUCGACGGAGGGAUCACUCGAGAUGAGACGCAACGGGAUAAAGCCGCAAUAAACGUUCCAGCGCGUGAAAUAGAUGCUUAUUGGCUCCAGCGUCAGGUCGGCUCUUUCUACACAGACGCGCAUAUUCAGCACGAGAAGGCAAGGGAUGCGCUUCAAAUCCUGGAAGGCAAGGCUGAUGAUGGCACGGAAAGGCCACUUCGAGAUGUGGAAAAUGACCUGAUGGAGCUCUUUGACUAUGAUUAUCCAGAGCUUGUGGCGAAGCUUGUAACGAAUAGACACAAAAUCGUUUGGGUGACACGCUGGAGACGAGUGGCUGAAGAUGCAGAUGCCCGCCACCUGGUCGAAAACGAGAUGGUCGAAUCCGGCCACCGAGCCAUAUUGGACGAGCUUCGCGGCAAAGCAACACGUGGCGAGGUGGAAAGACGACCUGAGAAAAAGAUCAAGCUUGACCUGAUGGAUAUUGAUGUUCCCGCAGCCCCCGCUGUCGAGGAGAAGCCGAAGGAAGGUGGUCUUGUUGGUGGCUUGCAACCCAAGAGGCUGAUUAACUUGGAAAAUCUCGUUUUUCAUCAAGGAAACCACCUUAUGACUAAUCCGAAUGUCAAACUACCCCAAGGUUCAACGAAACGGACAUUCAAAGGAUAUGAAGAAAUCCAUGUUCCCCCGCCGAAGGCGAAGAGGGACCCUGGUGAGAAGAAUAUCCCCACCACAGAACUUCCAGAGUGGGCUCGUAUUGGUUGGGGCGCUUCGAAGGAACUUAACCGUGUCCAGACGAAAUGCUUUGCUUCGGCUUUCCACGAUGAUGGAAAUAUGUUGAUCUGCGCUCCGACUGGGUCGGGGAAGACCAAUGUUGCUAUGCUUGCAAUUCUCCGUGAAAUUGGCAAGAACCGCAAUCCCCAAACCGGAGAAAUCAUGUUGGAUGACUUCAAGAUCAUCUUUGUAUCCCCUCUGAAAGCUCUGGUUCAAGAACAGGUCGGCAACCUCGGCAAGCGACUCGAGCCUUACGGUAUAAAAGUAUCGGAACUCACUGGUGACCGUCAACUCACCAAACAGCAGAUUGCUGAUACUCAAAUUAUCGUAACAACCCCCGAAAAGUACGACGUGAUUACUCGAAAAGCGUCGGAAACUAGCUAUACUAGGCUCGUCCGUCUCAUCGUCAUCGACGAGAUACAUCUUCUUCACGAUGACAGAGGUCCUGUCUUGGAAAGCAUUGUAGCCAGGACUAUCCGUAGGGGGGAGCAGACCGGGGAGCCUGUGCGGAUCGUUGGCUUGAGUGCCACCCUUCCCAACUACCGUGACGUGGGUAGUUUCCUACGUGUCGAUCCUAAGGACCUGUUCCACUUCGACGGGACUUACAGACCCUGCCCACUGAAGCAGGAGUUCAUCGGUGUUACCGACAAGAAAGCUAUCAAGCAGUUGAAAACUAUGAAUGACAUUUGCUACAACAAGGUUCUGGAACAAGUCGGACAGCAUGGUAACCAGAUGCUCAUCUUUGUACACUCUCGAAAGGAAACGGCUAAGACAGCCAAGUACAUCCGAGAUAAAGCUUUGGAGAUGGAGACUAUUGGUCAAAUUCUACGCAGUGAUGCUGCCAGCAGGGCUAUUUUGAGCGAGGAAGCAGAGUCUGUCGAUGACCAAUCUCUCAAAGAUCUCCUUCCUUAUGGAUUUGGCAUCCACCACGCUGGGAUGAGUCUUGCGGAUCGUGAUUCCGUUCAGGCACUCUUCGCCGAUGGCAAUAUCCAGGUGCUCGUUUGCACUGCAACUCUUGCCUGGGGUAUCAACCUUCCCGCGCAUACGGUCAUCAUCAAGGGAACUCAGAUCUACUCUCCCGAGAAAGGUAGCUGGGUUGAACUCAGCCCCCAGGAUGUCCUUCAAAUGCUCGGACGAGCUGGACGGCCGCAAUAUGAUACUUUCGGCGAGGGCAUCAUCAUCACUGCACAGUCAGAAAUCCAAUACUAUCUUUCCUUGAUGAACCAACAGCUACCUAUUGAAAGCCAAUUUAUGAGCAAACUUGCUGAUAACCUGAAUGCUGAAAUUGUUCUUGGCAAUGUUCGCAGCCGUGAUGAUGCAGUUGAGUGGCUUGGUUACACAUAUUUGUUUGUCCGUAUGCUUCGAUCUCCGGGUCUUUAUAGUGUCGGUGCCGAUUACGAGAAUGAUGAUGCACUGGAACAGAAACGAGUCGACCUCGUUCACUCUGCUGCGGUCGUUUUGGAGAGAGCGGGGCUUGUUAAGUACGAGAAGAAAACUGGCCGACUGCAGUCGACUGAGCUUGGAAGAAUUGCUUCCCAUUACUACAUCACCCACCAUUCCAUGCUUAUAUACUCUCAGCAUCUGCAGCCGAUGAUUGGCAACAUUGAACUCUUCCGGAUAUUUGCUUUGAGCGACGAAUUCAAAUACAUUCCGGUUCGCCAAGAUGAAAAACUCGAAUUGGCAAAGUUGCUCGGUCGUGUGCCGGUUCCUGUGAAGGAAAGCAUGGAUGAACCUCAUGCAAAGAUUAAUGUCCUGCUGCAGGCUUAUAUCUCUCGGCUCAAACUGGAGGGCCUCGCGCUCAUGGCGGAUAUGGUCUACGUUACUCAGUCUGCUGGCCGUAUCCUUCGCGCUUUGUUCGAGAUCUGUUUGAAAAAGGGCUGGUCCUCUGUUGCUAAAACUGCACUCGAUCUCUGCAAGAUGGCCGAGAAGAGGAUGUGGCCAACAAUGAGCCCUCUGCGCCAAUUCCCGUUCUGUCCCAGGGACAUCUUACAGAAGUCCGAGAGAAUAGAUGUGCCUUGGUCUAGUUACUUCGACCUAGAUCCUCCACGUAUGGGAGAGCUAUUGGCAAUGCCUAAAGCUGGUCGGAUUGUCUGUGAUCUUGUAUCCAAGUUCCCCCGUUUAGAGGUUCAGGCUCAAGUUCAGCCCAUCACUCGGUCGAUGCUCCGCGUGGAACUAACAAUUACUCCCAACUUUGUAUGGGAUGAGGCGCUGCAUGGUAACGCCCAGGACUUUUGGAUUUUGGUCGAGGACUGUGAUGGCGAAGAUAUCCUAUUCCAUGACCAGUUCGUUCUCCGUAAAGAAUAUGCGCAGGCUGAAGUGAACGAGCACCUUGUCGAUUUCACGGUGCCCAUCACGGAGCCUAUGCCCCCGAACUAUUUCAUCACACUUGUCUCUGACCGUUGGAUGCACUCGGAGACCAAGAUUGCCGUGUCGUUCCAAAAACUUAUCCUACCGGAGAGAUUUCCCCCUCAUACACCUCUUUUGGAUAUGCAGCGGGCACCAGUGAAAGCACUAAAGCGUGAGGACUACCAACAACUAUACCCUGAAUGGGAUUAUUUCAAUAAGAUCCAGACUCAGGUAUUCAAGUCGCUUUUCGAUACGGACGACGAUGUCUUCCUUGGGGCUCCUGCUGGAAGUGGAAAAACAGUCUGCGCUGAAUUGGCACUGCUCCGCCACUGGUCCAAACCAAAUAGCGGCCGUGCAGUCUACGUUACUCCUUUUCAAGAGUUGGUUGAUCAACGACUAGCAGAUUGGGCAAAGCGACUCAGUAAGGUCGCUGGAGGAAAGGUGAUUUCCAAACUUACUGGUGAGAGGACGGCGGACCUAAAGGUCUUGGACCAAGCGGAUCUUGUCCUUGCCACACCUGCCCAGUGGGAUGUUCUAUCUCGCCAAUGGCAGAGACGGAAGAAUGUUCAGUCAGUGCGACUAUUCAUUGCUGAUGAGCUUCAUAUGCUUGGCGGUUACGGCGGAUACGUGUAUGAGGUGGUCGUCUCGCGUAUGCGUCACAUUGCCCUUCAGCUGGAGAACGGCCUGCGCAUUGUUGGGUUGAGUGUGCCUCUUUCCAAUGCCCGGGAUAUUGGAGAAUGGAUUGGUGCGAGCAAACAUACGAUCUAUAACUUCAGCCCCCAUGCUCGUCCAGUGCCCCUGGAGCUGCACAUUCAGUCUUACAGCAUCCCUCACUUCCCUUCUUUAAUGCUCGCGAUGGCGAAGCCGGCCUACCAUUCGAUCCUUCAGUUGUCCCCGGACAAACCGGCGCUUAUCUUUGUACCUAGCCGGAAGCAGACACGCUCAAGUGCCAUAGACUUAUUGGCUGCUUGCACUGCGGAUGACAAUGAAGAUCGCUUCUUGCACGCUGAUGUUAAUGAGCUAGCACCGUUGCUCAACCGGAUCCAAGAACGAACACUCGCCGAGUCUCUCACGCAUGGUAUCGGUUAUUACCAUGAAGCGCUGAGCCCAACAGACAAGCGUAUCGUUACUCAUCUUUUUACUAUCGGGGCGAUCCAAGUACUUCUCGCCUCGCGUGAUGUCUGCUGGGAAAUUGACUUCACUGCUCAUCUUGUUAUUGUCAUGGGAACUCAGUUCUUUGAAGGCCGCGAACACAGAUACAUCGACUAUCCUAUCAGCGAGAUUCUGCAGAUGUUUGGCAAGGCAACACGACCGAGGGUGGAUAAGUUUGGUAGGGGAGUUCUCAUGGUUCCUUCAGUGAAGCGCGAAUACUAUAAAAAGUUCUUGAAUGAGGCCCUUCCGGUGGAGAGCCACCUGCCGAUCUACUUGCAUGAUGCUUUCGUGACCGAGAUUAGCACCAGGACCAUCGCCUCAACUCAGGACGCAGUCGACUGGAUUGCCGCAUACACGUACUUCUACCGUCGCCUUCUUGCCAACCCCAGCUUUUACGGUCUAGGCGACAUAAGCCACGAGGGACUCAGUGCAUUCUUGUCUGAACUUGUUGAAAACACAUUGAAAGAGCUCGCUGAAGCCAAGAUCAUUGACCUGGAUGAAGAAGACGACAGUAUCACUCCCCUGAAUGCAGCGAUGAUCGGCGCCUACUACAACAUAUCGUUCAUCACAAUGCAAACCUUCCUAUUGUCUCUUUCUGCGCGUACGAAGCUUAAGGGCAUGCUGGAGAUCGUUACAUCGGCUACGGAGUUUGAAUCUAUCCAAAUUCGCCGCCAUGAGGACCACAUUUUACGCAGAGUGUACGACCGUGUACCAGUGAAGAUGUCGGAGCCCGUCUACGACUCUCCUCACUUUAAAGCCUUCGUUUUGCUCCAGGCACACUUCUCACGCAUGCAACUACCGAUUGAUCUUGCCAAGGACCAAGAAGUCAUCGUCAGCAAAGUCCUGAAUCUUCUCAGUGCAUGUGUCGAUGUCCUUUCAUCGGAUGGUCACCUUAAUGCGAUGAAUGCUAUGGAGAUGUCACAAAUGGCUGUGCAGGCUAUGUGGGAUCGUGACAGCCCGUUGAAACAGAUCCCACACUUUACGCCAGAAGUCAUUAAAGUGGCGAACGAGUUCGGCAUCAGCGACAUUUUCGAGUUCAUGGAGGCGAUGGAUCCAUCUGAGAAUAAAGACUACGCGACUCUAGUAAAACGCCUGGGACUUGAUAAUAAGCAGCUCGCGCAAGCCGCGGCCUUCACUAAUGAUAAAUACCCGAAUCUCGAUCUUGAUUUCCAGGUCGAAGACCCAGACAGCAUCACGUCUGGUGAACCUGCGUACCUCAAGGUCAAGAUUGAGCGGGACAUCGAAGAAGAUCAGGAACCGGACACUACGGUUCAUGCGCCGUUCUAUCCCGGCCAGAAAGUGGAGAAUUGGUGGCUGGUUGUCGGAGAAGAGAAGAGCAAGAGUUUGCUUGCCAUCAAGCGUGUCGCCAUCGGUCGGAAACUGGAGCUACGGCUAGAAUACGUGGUACCGACACCUGGAGAGCAUGAGUUGACAUUAUACUUGAUGAGCGAUAGCUACGUGGGCGUUGACCAAGCCCCGACAUUCACGGUGACGGCUGCUGAGGGGAUGGAAGAGGAUGAGAGCGAGGAAGAGGCGUGA